AGGACUCAGCUAGCUGUAUCUGCAUGCUGUUUUCCAUUUCAGGAAUAGUGGAAUACUACCAUCAGAACUCCCAAAAAAAAAAAAAUAGUGCUCUCCACCAUGACUAGUGCAGAAUCAAGGCAGUGAUGAAGAUUGAAGAAUCGCUUUCCUGAGGUUCGCACUUCAAUGCAUCAGCGGCCUUUGUUCCUCCUUUCUCGUCUCCAUUCCCGCUUCUGCUUCUGGCCUUCUCCCUAUUCCUUUCCCAUUCUGAAAGCACAUAUUCCCCCCCAAUUUGCCCGCAGCUUCAUUCGCCAUCAAAACUCAUGCCUCUGAUACCACCGAAACAUCUCUCUUUAACUGGCUGCCGCCAGUUUCUUUCUUGACAUCACCAUUCAGUAUUCACACGAGGGGGGAAAAAAAGAAAAAGAAUAAUACAAUCGUAACCCCCAAUUUGUCACCAUCUCUGUUUUAGCCAAUUUAAUUGCCAAAUCUUCAACUUAGCUCAAAUCUUGAUCCUACUUAACCUAAUGGUUCCAAUACCCGCCUUUCAAAGCCAUCACCUUCACCUUCCCAGCUUUAUUUUAAAAAAUUCUCUAAGUCACUCCGUUUCCGAUAUUUUCAACCUUCCUCACCCCACCCGCCAUGGUUACACAAAGCCAAGACCCAAAAUGCCUGGUCGUUGGCAAUUACUGCCACGACGUUCUCAUUAAAGACGACGCUGUAUUAGCUGAAUCUCUCGGCGGCGCCGCCUCCUUCAUCUCCGCCACCCUCGAUGGCCUCUCCGUCCCCUCCCAUUGCGUCGCUAAGGUGGGCUCCGACUUCGCCUACCCGGUCGAUCACCAACCCCUUCUAAUCCCUUCUUCCAAGACCACUCUUUUCCGUGCCCAUUUCUCCUCCAAAAUCAGUCGCCAGGAUCGGGUCUUGAAACGGGUCCAUGCAUGCGACUCGAUUUCCUCUUCGGAUCUCUCGUUCAACUCCAAAUUCGAUUUCGGGUUGGCUGUCGGAGUUGCGGGAGAGAUUUUGCCCGAAACUUUAGAGAAAAUGAUUGACUUGUGCGGCUUAGUUCUGGUCGAUAUUCAAGCUUUGAUUCGGGAAUUUGAUGCGGUGGACGGAACAGUAAGGCUCGUUGAAUUGAAACAAACUGAUUUUUUCCGGUUAUUGCCGAAAAUCGGGGUCUUAAAGGCAUCGGCGGAGGAGGCGCCGUACGUGGAUGUGGAGGAGGCGAGGAAAUGGUGUUGUGUGUUGGUGACUAAUGGGAAAGAUGGGUGUACUGUCUACUGGAAGGAUGGGGACCUGCAGAUUGCGCCUUUUCCGGCAAUUCAAGUUGAUCCAACAGGUGCUGGUGACAGCUUUUUAGGAGGGUUUGUAGCUGGGCUUGUUCACGGUUUGGCUGUUCCUGAUGCUGCAUUGUUGGGGAACUAUUUUGGGUCACUGACUGUUGCCCAAAUGGGGCUUCCAGAAUUCGAUUAUAGAUUGUUGGAGCGAGUCAAGGAUGAGGUGGAGAGGAGAAGGCUGCAGUGUCUUGGCUGCCACAUGGGUCAAGACGAUGGGCUGAACUUUGUAAAGCCACUAGAUCAUGAAGAGUUCCAUACCGUACUUAGUAAAGCCAAAUAAGUUCCAUACCGUACUUAGUGCAGCCACAUGGGUCAAGACAAUGGGCUGAAGUUUGUACAGCCACUAGAUCAUGAAGAGUUCCAUACCGUACUUAGUGCAGCGAUACAAGUUCCGCUAAUGCUGUGAAAGAUAGCAGUUGAAGUUUGCCUGAUUCUCUUGUGGCAGACUAGCAGUAGGGCAGCAAUGCACCAGCACUCCAAUGUUUAGCAGAAAGCGUUACUUGUUAUGUUUAUGAAAAACCAGUUAGGUCUGCUGACGGUUGACCAUUACAAAAUUGUCAUGUUGCCUUCUCCGAAGUUUAAUACUCUUGUGCUUGGGAAGAGAUUUCUUGAAAAUUUGGAUAGAAAAUUGUUGUUGUAAUGAACAGAUAUCAAGCAUGAACUUGCAUAGUUAAUUCUAGCAUAAUUUACAGGGAAUUGGAGAUCGUGCUUAUUA
Coffea eugenioides is the source of this 2028-nucleotide messenger RNA. Its product is annotated as inositol 3-kinase. NCBI's taxonomy places the organism in Eukaryota, Viridiplantae, Streptophyta, Magnoliopsida, Gentianales, Rubiaceae. Gene Ontology annotation, biological process: myo-inositol hexakisphosphate biosynthetic process. Gene Ontology annotation, molecular function: kinase activity. The transcript has 2 exons. Bases 622 to 1593 code for a protein of 323 amino acids. The record is from RefSeq and is a predicted model, not a curated record.